AGGAACGUUGCCCGAGCCUCGUGGUGUAAACAAAUCCAUCAUGGGAGACACUGCUGCUGCCCUAGUCCACGAGAUUAUCACCAAGGCCAGUGAGGAGCAGAAGGUUGUUGAAGUACAUAAGGACAUACAGCUAGAGUAUGACUUGGGGAACUUGCUGGUGACAGAUAAGAACACGCUCGAUGAAAAGUUAAUCAGAGAUGCAGAUGAAGGUGAUGCUUACCUGCGCAGUUUAGCUCGUGAUGGCAUACAAGCUCUCCUGACAAAAGUUUGGGAUUUGCCAUCGGAGCAGAUUGAUAAUGCAAUAUAUGUAACAUUACCGAAGCCAAUCACCAGAUUACCAAGAGAAAAACCUGUACCUAAAGGCACUACACUAACAAAAUGGGAGCAAUAUGCCCGUGAAAAGGGCUUUAAGAGGAAGAAAAAAGACAAGAAAGUUUGGGAUGAUGUUGUCAAGCGCUGGGUUCCUCGGUUUGGAUAUCGUAAAGUACAAGCAGAAAAAGAGAAGAACUGGGUUAAAGAAGUACCAGAUCAUGGAGAUCCAUAUGAGGAUCAGUUUGCUAAAGUAGCAGAGAUAAAAAAGGAAAACAUAGCCAAAAACGAGUUCCAACGCUUGCGAAAUAUAGCCAAGCACAGAAAAGUGAAGGUUCCCAAUGUUGGUGUCACUGGGAAUGAAUAUGCAUCAACGAAAGAUUUGGGAUUAGCUAUGCAUUAUGCACGAACUGCAACAGCUUCAUUAGGCAAGUUUCAGCCAGCCCUUCCAGAUGAGAAGAAAAUGAAAGGCCUGGGUAAAAAACGUAAGCAGCAAGAAACCACAGGUGAUGGACAGGCAGAGAAGAAACGGUACAUGGAAGUUCUUGAAAAGAUGGAUAAGCCAAAUCUUAAUCUGGAUGGAGCAAUCCACAAGCAGAUCAGAGAUGAGAAUGUACUAAUGGAUCUUGAUCGCAAGGGCGGGAAGAAACACUCGAGAAGAUCCAAAAUGGGAGGCCGACACCGCACCACCUCUGAUCAUAGAGCUGUCAAACUGGGCAAAGGUGUUCAUAAAGCUCAAGGCAAAUCAAAGGGUAAAGGAAAUAUUGGCAUGAAAUCUAAGUUUGGGGGUAAAAUGCUAGGUAAAGGGAAAAGUGGGGGCAAAGGGCAGGUUAUGGGUAAAGGGAAAGUUGGGGGCAAAGGAAAGUUUAUGGGUAAAGGGAAAGGUGGGGGUAAAGGGAAAGGUGGAGGUAAAGGGAAGCAUUAGAAGUAUUACUUUAAGGAGGUAAUAGUUCUCAUGAUAAGUUUCUGAAUGUGAUUAUCUGGAAAGCCUAAUAUAUCUAGAAAAUUAUAAAAAAAUGACUGUUAAUUAUGUGAUCUAAUAAAUGUUGAUGGCUAUUCAUUUAGUUUUCUCUUAGACCUGUAAAUCACUGCUGAAAUGAAUAGUGCAGGAAUAAAAUUCUCACUAAAUAAAUAAACCUCCAAAAGAUUUAUUAAUAUAUUGAAGAUAUUAGUGAAAAUAUAUGGAAGGAAGAGAUACUAGAAGAGACUUGAGAACUUAUGUUAAUGCAGUCCAGUUGACAAUUGUCUGUGAAGGGUACAACAAUUUCUGUACAUUUCUACAGUUUAGUUGCAUAUCCAGAUUCCAGUCAUAUUGUCCAACAAUCUCAAUUUAAAUUGGCUGCCCUUGUCCACUCUGUCACUAUUUGAUGUCCGGAUCUUGUUCCCAGUAAUUUUUCACUUGAAAGCUGUGAGGUUACAUUUCCUAAGGAAUCACAGUACAGUGCAGUACCUAGAAUUAGGUUAGGUUAGUAAUGGUCUUACUGUAAGGAAGGGACCUUGCAGGAAAGCUACCUUUCAAAUUUUCUGCCAGUGCACCCAACAGCACAUGUGCAGAGUUAGUCUAUAAUCACAGUGAGAGAACGAUAUUCUCCAAAAAGAUGUAAACAAGUACCAUAUACUGUAUUGUUAACAACUAUUCCAAACUAUUGAUACUAUUCAAACUAUGUCCAAUUAUGUCAUACGUUUCCAGUUACAGAAGUACAUUCUGUGACUGGAAAAGCAUGUUGAAAAAUGUGUUACAUGUGGAAAACCAGUUUUAAACUAGAUAAAUUAAAAAUAAAUAGAUGGGGACCAGAAAAAUGCUGGAACCCCAGGAUGGAGGGAGAGUGUGAACAGUGGAUGUUGACUUCUCUCAGCAGCGGUGCUGUGCAGAUCUCCCUAAUUAUUGAUUCAAGUCGGAGGGGCACCCUACAUGAUAUAGUAACUAGAAUAGACAUUAAUUUGUGGUGCUAUUUCUAUGAUAGAAGUAGGAUAUAUUGUAUUUAUAUACAAUGUUGUAUAGUGUGUAUAUACCAGUCAACCCAGUGGUUGACUGGUAUAGUUUGUGUGAUUUUCUGUAAUGUUGUGUAGCCGUGUAAUCUGGUAGGUUGGCCUGGGCCACGUGUUGUGUUGGAGGUUAGCAACAGUGCCCAAGUCCCAGUGAAUAAGAAAGAUAACUGUAAUAAAAUCCAAGAAGUACACUUUUCCAGUGUACCAAGGUAGUGACCAAGUGGAGCUUAGGGGGAUACUGUAUAUAUAUAUAUUUUUUAUUGUAAGGAGAGUCCAAGUUUUAGGACUUAGUAAUAUAUCUUGUCUUUAUUCCAAUAGUGUGUACACAUUACAGCCAUGCUCCUGAUAUAUCUUGUACCUUUAAGUUUGACUAUAGCAAUAAACUCCUGUAUGAA
Messenger RNA from Procambarus clarkii (red swamp crayfish), 2693 nucleotides. Its product is annotated as ribosome biogenesis regulatory protein homolog. NCBI's taxonomy places the organism in Eukaryota, Metazoa, Arthropoda, Malacostraca, Decapoda, Cambaridae. Gene Ontology annotation, cellular component: nucleus; preribosome, large subunit precursor; nucleolus. The record is from RefSeq and is a predicted model, not a curated record. Gene Ontology annotation, biological process: ribosome biogenesis; endonucleolytic cleavage in ITS1 to separate SSU-rRNA from 5.8S rRNA and LSU-rRNA from tricistronic rRNA transcript (SSU-rRNA, 5.8S rRNA, LSU-rRNA); ribosomal large subunit biogenesis. Gene Ontology annotation, molecular function: protein binding.